UUUCAAUUUUACGUUACCAAUGUUAUACAUAAGUUAUACAAACUCCUUGUUAGUCAAAGGACUUCGCAGAGCCAGUUUAGAUCUUAUUCGAGGAGUUUCCGAUUCUGACGUUAGACUUUGGCAUCUUCAUCGCGAUCUUGAAAGACUACUUACGGCUUAUGGGCCCGAUGCAAUCUAUCUCUAUCCGCCACUUACCAGUGUCCAAUUGAGCUGUAUGGGCCAAUCAAAACAAUCAAAAACAUUAAAAUCCGAACAAAAAUGUUUCUACGAACGAAAACGGACUGCCUUCCUAACAAUUGCUCCUCUCAAAACGGAAAUAUUAAGUAUAGAUCCUUAUAUAGCAAAACGUAACAGUUAUUAA
Molecule: messenger RNA, 361 nt
Organism: Drosophila bipectinata
Lineage: Eukaryota; Metazoa; Arthropoda; Insecta; Diptera; Drosophilidae
Source: RefSeq, a predicted model, not a curated record